This is a messenger RNA of Triticum urartu, 3547 nucleotides long. Lineage: Eukaryota; Viridiplantae; Streptophyta; Magnoliopsida; Poales; Poaceae. The record is from RefSeq and is a predicted model, not a curated record.
GCUCACGGUCUCACGUCGCCAUGCAUUGCUCUGCCAGACCACCACCAUGUCCAAAUUUGACUGGAUUCGAGCAGGCCACACUAUAUUAUCCCCGUUCCCGGUGGGUUUGUUUGCAGGGCGGCAGAGCAGAGGCACAACACACAAACCAACCCAAAACCAUUUCCUACUAGCUAGAAGAGUGAAGUGAAGCGAUGAAGAAGACCGUGGUCCUGUACCCUGGCCUCGGCGUCGGCCACCUGGUGCCGAUGGUGGAGGUCGCCAAGUUGUUCCUCAAGCACGGCCUCGCCGUCACCGUGGCGCUCGUCGAGCCGCAGGUCGAGUCCACGGACUUCUCCGCCGCGGUCGCCCGCGCGAGGGCCUCCAACCCCUCCGUCGCCUUCCACGUCCUGCCGUCGCCGCCCGCAGAUUCAAACCCCGACGGCGCGCCCAGGCACCACGUCGUCAAGGUUAUCCAAUUGCUCGCCGCCAUGAAUGCGCCCCUCCGCGACUUCCUCCGCUCGCUGCCCGCCGUCCACGCGCUCGUCCUCGACAUGUUCUGCGUCGACGCCCAGGACGUCGCGGCCGAGCUCAAGCUGCCGGUCUACUACUCGUUCGCCUCCGCUGCCGCCGACCUCGCCAUCUUUCUCAACCUGCCGAGCAAGUUCGCCAGCAAUACGGCCAAGGUAAAAGAGCUCGGCGACUCCAUCAUUACCUUCCCGGGUGUUCCUCCUUUCAAGGCUUCGGAGCUGCCCUCCGAAGUUAUCGGCGACGACGAAGCGCUCGUGUACGUCUUACGCAUGUUUGAGCGAAUGGCAGAGGCGAAAGGAAUUCUUAUCAAUUCCUUCGAUUCGUUGGAAGAGCCCGCACUGAGCGCUCUCAACGACGGACUUUGCGUCCCUGGUCGUGCGACGCCGCCGGUAUACUGCAUUGGACCGUUGGUCUCGGGAGGCGGAGACAAGGAGCACGAGUGCCUCCGCUGGCUGGACGCGCAGCCGGACCAGAGCGUGGUGUUCCUCUCCUUCGGCAGCCUGGGCACAUUCUCCAGUAAGCAGCUCGAGGAAAUUGCAGUUGGUUUGGAGAAGUCAGGGGAGAGGUUCCUGUGGGUUGUAAGGAGCCCGCACAGUCCCGACCAGAAGCACGGCGAUCCGCUCCUGGAGCCUGACCUCGACGCGCUCAUGCCGGAAGGGUUCUUGGAGAGGACCAAGGACAGAGGGCUCGUGGUGAAGUCUUGGGCGCCGCAGGUGGAGGUCCUGCGCCACAGGGCGACCGGCGCAUUCAUGACGCACUGCGGCUGGAACUCGACGCUGGAGGGCAUCACGGCAGGGUUGCCGCUGCUGUGCUGGCCGCUGUACGCGGAGCAGAAGGUGAACAAGGUGCACAUAGUGGAGGGAAUGAAGCUCGGGGUGGAGAUGAGAGGCUACAGUGAAGAGGUGGUUAAGGCCGAGGAGGUGGAGGAGAAGGUCAGAUGGGUUAUGGCGUCCGAGGGAGGCAUGGCACUCAGGGUGCGGGUAGCGGCAGCGAAGGAUGCGGCGGCUGAGGCGCUCCAGGAAGGGGGCUCGUCCAACUUGGCGUUUGCCCAAUUCCUCAAAGACAUGGACAUUUCCAAGCAGGUUCUCGGAACACAAGACCUUGGAGAACACUUCCAUAGAUACAUGCCACAACAGGCAUUCCAGCAAGUUCAACAUUUUUCGGACAUGAAAAAAAAGUGUUUCUCCUAAUGAUGAGUCAAGAUACUAAGCAAGGUUAGUUGAUAAAGGUUAUAGCCAGAUUCCAGGUAUUGACUAUAAUGAAGUCUUUUUCUCCUGUUGUAAAGCAUAGCUCUAUUUGCACUUUACUCAGUAUUGUUGCCAUGCAUAAUUUUGAGCUUGAACAAUUAGAUGUUAAAACUGCAUUUUUACAUGGAGAAUUAGAAGGGGAUAUCGAAAUGGAACAACCUGAAGAUUUUGUUAUUCCUGGAAAAGAAAAGCUUGUCUGUAAGUUAAUAAAAUCUCUUUAUGGACUGAAGCAAUCUCUUAGACUGUGGUAUAAUAGAUUUCACACUUUUAUGCUCUCCCAAGGUUUCAAAAGGUCUAAUUAUGAUAACUGUAUUUAUUUGAAAACUGUCAAUGGUUCAGCUAUUUAUUUGCUCAUUUACAUUGAUGAUAUGUUAAUUGCUUCAAAGAGUAUGCCGGAGAUUAAUGAAUUAAACAAGCAAUUCAAUAACGAAUUUGAGAUGAAGGAUAUAGGCACAACAAAGAAAAUACUUGGUAUGGAAAUAUCCAGAGAUAGACUAUCAGGAAAAGUGUAUCUAAGUCAGAAGGGAUAUAUUGAUAAAGUUCUUCAUCGUUUUAAUAUGCAUAAUGCCAAGUCAGUAACGAGUCAGAUGCAGAUAUUGAGUACAUAUCUAGAGUUUCCUAUUCGAGUGCAGUUGGUUCAUUUAUGUAUGCAAUGGUUUGUUCUUGUCCAGAUUUUUCAUAUGCAUUGAGUGUUGUUAGCUGGUACAUGGCUAAUCCUGGAAAAGAGUACUGGAAAGUAGUUCAGUGGAUUUUUAGAUACCUGUGUGGUACUUCUAAUGCUUACUUGCAGUUUGGAAAACUAGAGAUUCACUUAUUGGUUUUGUUGAUUCUGAUUUUGCUGGUGAUUUGGAUAAGAGAAGAUCACUCACAGGUUAUGUUUUCACCAUUGGUGGUUGUGCUGUGAGUUGAAGAGCAACUUUGUAGUCUAUUGUGGCUUGUUCCACUACUGGUGCCGAGUAUAUAUGGCUAUUUUGAGGCAUGCAAAGAAGCUAUCUGGUUGAGAGGUUUGUAUGCUGACCUUUGUGAAGAUUCAUCUUGCCUAACCAUAUUUUCUAACAUUCAAAGUGUAAUAUGUCUUACAAAGAAUCCAAUGUGUCAUGAUAGAACAAAGCAAACUUAAUGUCCGAUUUCACUACAUUCGAGAUAUUAUUGCUGAAGGCGAUUUGAAGAUAAGAAAGAUAAGUACUCAUGAUAAUCCUGCAGAUAUGAUGAUAAAGCCAGUUCCUACCAAUAAGUUAGAGCUUUGCUCAAGCUUAGUUGGUAUUUGUCACUAGUCCUAUAGACUUUGACGCCCAAGGUGUUUAUGCUAAUUUGGAUUGAGUAUUUACUUUCUUGGACUACCAGAGGGAAUUUGGCUCAAUGUGGAGAUUUUAAAUUGUGAUCCAAAUUCUACCGCCUUGGACUAGACGUGGUACACAUGUUGUGGGCGUUGCGUUGGCAUUGACGCGUACGAGUACCACUCGUUUACUUGUCCUCCAAGGACUCUUGUGUAUUGUCUCUCACAUAUACCCCAUGUAGUCGCACCUAACGACUGCAUGUCGUCUCGUGCUUGUAAUACUCCUCCAUCACAGUGAUUGCGCCUUCGUGCGUCCGUGGUUUUCUCCCACAAGGGUUUGUAUGUAAAACUUUGUGUCUCUCAUGUCUCGUUUAUUCUCAUUUUAUCUAAUAGUAAUUUGUAACAAGUAGCAACAAACAAUAGUAGCAAUAGUGUAGCAAGGUGGCUCACUCCUUUUUAUAGCAAAGGACAAGCAGAAAGUACUUCUUAUAGUGAGCAAAGCAUUCUCGAGGACACA